Molecule: messenger RNA, 2298 nt
Organism: Phacochoerus africanus (Common warthog)
Lineage: Eukaryota; Metazoa; Chordata; Mammalia; Artiodactyla; Suidae
Gene: IKZF2
Product: IKAROS family zinc finger 2
Exons: 10
Coding region: 535-2115 (526 amino acids)
Biological process (GO): regulation of transcription by RNA polymerase II
Molecular function (GO): DNA-binding transcription factor activity; RNA polymerase II cis-regulatory region sequence-specific DNA binding
Source: RefSeq, a predicted model, not a curated record
GGCUCAGGCGGAUCGGUUUCUCGGGGUUUGACCAGCUGUCCCGGGCUAACCCUGCUCCUCGCUGAAGAUGGAGGAAGUAAAAACAGGAUUACCCUUAGCUACAGAUCCACUGCCUUAGUUUCCACCACCAACUGCAGUGCACAAACACACGUUAGGCACAGGAAAGAAAGAAAAAGAGAGGACACACUAACAGUAAACACAAACAAAAGGGUGAUGGGAUUAUUUUACUGCAUGCACUGCUGAGCCCGACAUUGUCACCUCCUCUUUGAGGGGUUAGAAGAAGCUGAGAUCUCCCGACAGAGCUGGAAAUGGUGAUGAAUCUUUUUUAAUCAAAGGACAAUUUCUUUUAACAUGAUGAACCAACUUGCAACAAUUGUGAAUAGAGCUAUCUGUAUACUCGGGAAGUCCUCAAACUGCAGCUUGAUUGUAGGAAGUAGUGAAUGGUAAAAUACUUCAAUCCCAGUGAAAGCUGGCACAUUUGAGGUGUACCCCCUUACUAUUUUUUUUUCUUUCAACCAGCAUUGCACUUUGACUAUGGAAACAGAGGCUAUUGAUGGCUAUUUAACGUGUGACAAUGAGCUUUCACCUGAAAGGGAGCACUCCAAUAUGGCAAUUGACCUCACCUCAAGCACACCCAAUGGACAGCAUGCCUCCCCAAGUCACAUGACAAGCACAAAUUCAGUAAAGCUAGAAAUGCAGAGUGAUGAAGAGUGUGACGGGAAACCCCUGAGCCGAGAAGACGAGAUCAGGGGCCAUGAUGAGGGUAGCAGCCUAGAAGAACCGCUAAUUGAAAGCAGCGAGGUGGCAGACAACAGGAAAGUCCAGGAGCUUCAAGGCGAGGGAGGAAUCCGGCUUCCGAAUGGUAAACUGAAAUGUGACGUCUGUGGCAUGGUUUGCAUUGGGCCCAAUGUGCUUAUGGUACAUAAAAGGAGUCACACUGGUGAACGUCCCUUCCAUUGUAACCAGUGUGGAGCUUCUUUUACUCAGAAGGGCAACCUUCUGAGACACAUAAAGUUACACUCUGGAGAGAAGCCGUUCAAAUGUCCUUUCUGUAGCUAUGCCUGUAGAAGAAGGGACGCCCUCACAGGACACCUCAGGACCCACUCUGUGGGUAAACCUCACAAGUGCAACUACUGUGGACGAAGCUACAAGCAGCGUAGUUCACUGGAGGAGCACAAGGAACGCUGCCACAACUAUCUCCAGAAUGUCAGCAUGGAGGCUGCCGGGCAGGUCAUGAGUCACCAUGUACCUCCUAUGGAAGAUUGUAAGGAACAAGAGCCUAUCAUGGACAACAAUAUUUCUCUGGUGCCUUUUGAGAGACCUGCUGUCAUAGAGAAGCUCACAGGGAAUAUGGGAAAACGUAAAAGCUCCACUCCACAAAAAUUUGUGGGGGAAAAGCUCAUGCGAUUCAGCUACCCAGACAUUCACUUUGAUAUGAACUUAACCUAUGAGAAGGAGGCUGAGCUGAUGCAGUCUCAUAUGAUGGACCAAGCCAUCAACAAUGCAAUCACCUACCUUGGAGCUGAGGCCCUUCACCCUCUGAUGCAGCACCCGCCAAGCACAAUCGCUGAGGUGGCCCCAGUUAUAAGCUCAGCUUAUUCUCAGGUCUAUCAUCCAAAUAGGAUAGAAAGACCCAUUAGCAGGGAAACCUCCGAUAGUCAUGAAAACAACAUGGAUGGGCCUAUCUCUCUCAUCAGACCAAAGAGUCGACCCCAGGAAAGAGAGGCCUCUCCCAGCAAUAGCUGCCUAGAUUCUACUGACUCAGAAAGCAGCCAUGAUGACCACCAGUCCUACCAAGGAAACCCUGCCUUAAAUCCCAAGAGGAAACAAAGCCCAGCUUACAUGAAGGAGGAUGUCAAGGCUUUGGAUGCUACCAAGGCUCCUAAGGGCUCUCUGAAGGACAUCUACAAGGUCUUCAAUGGAGAAGGAGAACAGAUUAGGGCCUUCAAGUGUGAGCACUGCCGAGUCCUUUUCCUAGACCAUGUCAUGUACACCAUUCACAUGGGUUGCCAUGGCUACCGGGACCCACUGGAAUGCAACAUCUGUGGCUACAGAAGCCAGGACCGUUACGAGUUUUCAUCACACAUUGUUCGAGGGGAGCACACAUUCCACUAGGCCUUUUCAUUCCAAAGGGGACCCCUAUGAAGUAACAAACUGCACAUGAAGAAAUACUGCACUUACAAUCCCACCUUCCUCAGAUGUUGACAUAUUUUAAAAAAUAUAUUAUUACUGUCAUUAAUUCUUAUUUUGUGAGACACAGUGUCAUUUGCUCUGCCUAAUUACAAUAAGGAAGAAACA